Rhodotorula toruloides NP11 is the source of this 1020-nucleotide messenger RNA. Its product is annotated as FAD synthetase. NCBI's taxonomy places the organism in Eukaryota, Fungi, Basidiomycota, Microbotryomycetes, Sporidiobolales, Sporidiobolaceae. The transcript is spliced from 5 exons. Gene Ontology annotation, biological process: FAD biosynthetic process. Gene Ontology annotation, molecular function: FMN adenylyltransferase activity. Bases 1 to 1020 code for a protein of 339 amino acids. The record is from RefSeq and is a predicted model, not a curated record.
AUGGCGCACUCGCUCCGCCCGGUCGCUUCCCCCGCCGACGCCGACGACAACCGCCAGUUCACCGCUGCAGACGCGCAGAGAGUGUACGCACUCGCCAGGGAGGACUCGAGACUCGGUACAAAGGUCCGCGAGGCACUGGAUAUCGUCGAACGCGCGCUGGACGAGUACGGACUCGAACAAAUAGCCCUGAGCUUCAACGGCGGCAAAGACUGCACCGUCCUCGUCCACCUCCUUGCCGCCGCCAUCCUUCGCCGUCAUAACCCCGCCCUCAUCGACUCCCCCUCCUCCGCCUCCUCUCCCUCGACAUCCUCCUCGUCGCUACCUCCCAUUCCAACCAUCUACGUCCGCUGCCCCUCCCCCUUCCCUCAAGUCGAAGCCUUCGUCUCCCUCUGCGCGCGGUGGUACGCGCUCGAACUCGAAGCCGUCGAAGGUGGGAUGCGGGAAGCUCUCCAAGUCUACGUCGAUCGGCGGAAAUCUUCACUCGCGCUCUCGAACGGCUCGGGAGGACGAAGAGGGGAAAUCAAAGCGGUCCUUGUUGGGACGCGCCGGAACGACCCGCAUGGGGAACACCUCCGACCGUUCAGUCCGACGGACGCGGGAUGGCCGGAUUUCAUGCGCGUCCACCCGAUUCUGGAUUGGAGCUAUGGAGACGUUUGGGCGUUCUUGAGGGCCGAGACGUUGACCCUCGGUGACGGCGGCGAGGGAAAGCGGAGAGGACUCGAGUGGUGCGAGUUGUACGACUACGGCUACACCUCCCUCGGCUCAACACACAACACCUUCCCCAACCCGCUCCUCCGCGCCACCACAUCCGGUCCGAUCUCCCGACCCUCCUCUCCCACAGGCUCGACGGCGAAGACGGCGGGUCAGCCUCUAGGUGGUUGGAGACCGGCUUGGGAGUUAGUGGAUGAGAGUGCGGAGAGGGCAGGUCGGGAAACCUCCCUCUCGAAAGUCCUCGACCAGACACGCCCUUCUCCUUCCGCCGCAACGGCGAACGGCAUGAACGGGUCGGAGAAGCGGUAG